Messenger RNA from Drosophila montana, 713 nucleotides. RefSeq names its product Ccp84Ab (gene Ccp84Ab). Gene Ontology annotation, cellular component: extracellular matrix. The transcript is spliced from 2 exons. The record is from RefSeq and is a predicted model, not a curated record. NCBI's taxonomy places the organism in Eukaryota, Metazoa, Arthropoda, Insecta, Diptera, Drosophilidae. Bases 18 to 713 code for a protein of 231 amino acids.
AUCCCAAAAGCAACAAUAUGGCAUUCAAGUUUGUUUUCGCACUCGCCUUCGUCGCCGUGGCCAGCGCUGGCUAUGUGCCCGAGGCCUAUCACGCAGCUGGUCCAGUUGCCACUUACGGUGCGCCCGUGGCUGUGGCCCAGAAGGUGGUGGUCAAGUCCGACGAGACCUACGAUCCCCAUCCCCAGUACCGUUUCUCGUACGGAGUCGAUGACAAGCUGACCGGUGACUCCAAGGGUCAGGUGGAGGAGCGCGAUGGUGAUGUCGUCCGUGGCGAGUACUCGCUGGUGGAUGCCGACGGCUACAAGCGCACCGUCCAGUACACCGCCGAUCCCGUCAACGGCUUCAACGCUGUGGUCAACCGUGAACCUCUGGUCAAGACCAUUGCCGCUGCCCCUGUCGCCCACUAUGCCGCUCCCGCUGUCGCCCACUAUGCCGCCCCCGCUGUUGUCAAGACGGUCGCUCCAGUUGCCCACUAUGCUGCUCCAGCUCCAGUGGCUCACUAUGCCGCCCCAGCUGUUGUCAAGACUGUUGCUCCUGCUUACUCCACCUAUGCUGCCCCAGCUCAAGUGGCCCACUAUUCAGCCCCAGCUCAGGUGGCCCACUAUGCUGCCCCAGCUCAGGUGGCCCACUAUGCUGCCCCCGCUGCCCACUAUGCCGCUCCAGCUGCGCACUACGCCACCUACUCCGCACCAGCCGUCGCCUACCAUCACUAA